AUGGCGCAUGCGCGUUCGAUCGCGCGGGAACUCGAAGGUCGCGCGGUAUACCGAGUGACGUCAACCGAUAGCCGGCCGGUCUGCCGCCGCGCCGGUCCGCUUAGCCGAUCGCCGUUUGCGCAUUAAUGUAUCGUUGAUUUGCGGCCGGCUAUUGCCGUGUGGGAGAGCUCUGAUUACGUCUGGUCACCGGGACGGACGUCGACUGCGCUACUAUCACCUCCCCAAACACCACGUCUGAAUUAUUGCCACGAAGAGGGAGACGAAGUAAUUAUUGAUGUAGUGUCGGUCAAAUCUGCCAAAAAACAAGUAUCGUUCGCAAAGCAAGUGAAACAUUUUGAAUAUCAAGAGGCUCAGCGCAAAGUAAAACAUGAAGACUCGGAUGAAAACGAACUCCCGGAACCUUUCAUCUCUCGACGGCCACGUGGUAGACCACCAGGUUCCACAAAACGGAAAGCCAAUCGAUCUGGUCCUGCUCCGAAACGUGUCCGUAUUCAGAACAAUCUACAGUUAAAUUCUCCACAACAGCCAUCAUAUCAGUGUCAAAAUUCGAUGCGACAGUGUGCAUUACGGCGAGAUUCGUUUGAAGAUACGGAGAGGAGGCGGCUGCAUAACGAUAUGGAGCGACAACGGCGAAUAAACAUGAAGGAAUCAUACGAACAGUUAAGAAGAAACGUGCCAGCGGUUGCGUGCAAUGACAGGGCGUCGAAGGUGUCCAUCUUGAAGCAAGGGACAACGUACAUAAGGUCUCUAACUGAAAUUGGUAACACUUUAAAGACUAAUGCUGCACACCUGAAGCAGCAGAAUGAGAUGCUCAAAAGAAGACUCCAGCACUUACGCAAUCUUUCUUCAGUUUCUUAG
Messenger RNA from Cyphomyrmex costatus, 858 nucleotides. RefSeq names its product bHLH transcription factor Myc (gene Myc). Gene Ontology annotation, biological process: regulation of DNA-templated transcription. Gene Ontology annotation, molecular function: protein dimerization activity; DNA-binding transcription factor activity. The record is from RefSeq and is a predicted model, not a curated record. The transcript has 4 exons. NCBI's taxonomy places the organism in Eukaryota, Metazoa, Arthropoda, Insecta, Hymenoptera, Formicidae.